UAUGAUCAAAUUUCAAGUCAUAGCAACAAUUUUUCACGUGGGAACGGCUACACAACUUAUCAUCAUAGUCUAGCAAACCUUAGUAACACAUGAAAACUAAAAUACGACACAGAGUAUUCACAGUUGGAUCAAAUAACCACAGCACCAGUUUACUACACAUAUGUUUGAUUGUAUUUGGCUCUCUCCACCGGGAAUUCAAACCAAACUAGAAAUGAAAAAAAAAAAAAAAAACAGGACAAUUACAAGCGGCCCCGCCCUGCCGUAGCACUACUGUCCCCAGCCAUGUUGAGUGACAGUCCUGAAACUGCUAAUUUGUUUCUACUCAAAACCAGCACCAGUAACACACCAGUAACAUAAAACCAUUAUUUGGACCACCAAACCCUGGAUUAACCAUCGAUAUCCUCCGAUUUAACGACGAUUAAUAUUCCCAUAAGGUCAUCCAUCCCAGCCGUUAAUGGCCUGCAGCACCGCUUGUUUUAUCACUUGGGGAUCGAUAGUCUGCUGCUCCCCUUCUUCUUCAUCAUCGUUUUGAUCUCCACCGCCUCCGACGGCUUGGAGGCGGAAGCUGUCGGAGCAGGAAGCCCUAGCUUCCACCACGUUGAGGCCGAGAUCCUCGAAAGCCUCCAGCACGGAUACCAGCAAGCCGGGGCAGUUCUUCUCCGAGAAUAUGUUUAUCAGGAAACCCUUCUUCUCCAGCGUUUCCACCGUUACCACGGGGAGCUGCUGGCCGGUAUGGUUAAUGUUGUUGUUGUUGUGGUGGUGGCGGCUUGAGGAAGGUUGAUGACGAUGAUGAUGAUCAGCUGACUGGAUGUCGUGGUUCAAUUUCUCGAUCUUCUGUUUGAGUUGUUGAAUGUAGUUGGAGGCAUCUACUAUGAUUGAGCUUCUGUUCACCUGCAGCAACGAUUAAUCCAAGUGCAAUGAGUUUAUUUUCCAAUCCAAAGUGUAGCCUUAGGUAAACCCUAAUAGCCUUUUUUUUUUUCUUUCCCUUUUUGCCGCAAGAUACUCGUAUUUCACGAGGCUCCGUUAUUUAAUAUGCGUACAAUUCACAAUGAUCGAAUUCAAGAACAAAAAUCAAAUCGAGCACAUCCGGUUGUGAAAAGCUAAUAAUGGAUUAUUGUACAACGGUUGAUUAUUGUCCUUGAAAAAUGGAUAUACACAUUAAAAGUUACACGGAAAAUAUCCAGUUUUUCUUUUUUAUAAAAAAAAUUGUAUUCUUAUAUGGGUGUUGGCGGUCGAUUCAAACCUAGAGCAUGACGAAUGUAAUCAUUAUCACAAUAUUGCUAUAUGUAAUUGAGCUCAAAAUCGUACAUUCUUAAUUCUUCCAUGAUUGUUUUAUAAAAUAAAUUCAUUGGUAACUUUUAAAUAGUCGUGCACCUUUGUUCACCUAUGAAAAACAAAACCUACUCCAAAUUAAAAGUAAAAAAAAAAAAAAAAAAACAGGGUACGGAUGGAAUUUUCAAUUGUUGUUUGUUGAAACCAGAAGGGGAGACGAUGAUCAAUCACAAACGGGGAUUAGUUUAUACUUUACACCACCGGAAAAAAAAAACCCCGGGAAUAAUUGGAUAAAUUCAUCAUAUGAGUGGCUGACUUGAACUACAAUAAACGCCAUUGAUAAUAUAUCAACCAAGAAAUUAUCAGUAGACCACACACCUUAAGAAUUCACAGAAGAAAUGAAAUACAGAACAGAAACAACACGAACAAGGAAAUAUAUAUAGAGAGAGAGAGAGGAAAGGGGAAUAGUAGUAGAAGCAAUUACUGCAGUAGAGUUAGUAAUGGAGCGAAGGAGUUGCAGGUUCUCAUGCAGUAAGCUCGAUUUCUUACUCUCCCUAGACGCCAUGGUUUCUCUUCUCUCUUUCUCUCUAGCCAGCAAGCUUUUCUAUGAAUCUUCUAUUGGCUGGCUGGCUGCUAUGGCUAACUGUAUAUUCAGCCCCUAUCACCAGCUAGAGCUAUAUAUACACACAUCUCAAGGAAUGAGAGGCAUGGAAGCUAUAUAUAUACAAUUAUAGGGAUUCCAUUGAUAUGCUUGGGGAAGAAGAGUAUCAUGAGCUCGUGAUGAAGGAGAAGACGAGGAAGAGGCCAAAAUGAUUUUUUGAGACAAAAUCAAACAUUGUAAAGGAGAGAAGAAACAAAAAUUGGGCAAGGCAUCGAAAGAAGUGAAAAUUAAUUGAAGGAAUAAUGUGGUUGCGAAUAAUUCGAGCGGUUGGGGAGACUGAUCAAAACUCGAGUUUAUACGGAUUUUAUUUCAAAUGCGCGCUGCUAAUAAUGAACUUGAUGUUUGUAGAGGUCUAACAUGCAUGAUUUGCGCUUGUAACAUCAAUGGUUAUAAAAAUUCUGAACAUGAUAUAUAUCUCUCGAUCGAUAAGGUUAUGAUAUCAUGUCGUAAAUUCAUAUAUUGCAAUAACUUCAUUUGUUGUGAAUAACGCCACUAAUGUAACUAAUACCAUUUCCCUAUUUUUGAAACAUAAUUUAAUUUAUUUGAAACAAUAUUUCUCAUACAAUUAUGGUUUUAGAGGCACUCAAAAAAAUUACUGUUUUGGGUCACCGAGGAGGUAAUUUGGUUCCAUUUGUGUAAUAAGAUUUUAAAAUUUUGCAUGAUGUUUAGAAUUAUGAUUAGAACUCCAUACAAAACGAUUUUACGAUUAAAAUUUUAAUAUACUGUGAACAAUUAACGACAUUUCAAUGAUAAUUUUAGACCACUUAAACAAUAUGUACUUUCCUACCCGUAUAUCCUUUUAACAUUUAAGAGGAUGUGUACAAAUUAAAUUUAGAUGAAAACCAAUAUGAAGACAAAUUAUUUUUAUAUGGAAGCAUUUUAUGUGGGGAGACAAAUAUAUAUAUGUGACCAAUGGUUGCUUUUUUCAAUUUAUGGGCCGAAAUUAAUUAAAGAAAGAUAGUGGAAAUAAUUGAAGGGGGGGGGGGUGAAAUUUUUAAGGUUUUUAUAGGAUUUUGGGAAUACCUCCAAACACUCCUCACGGGGCUUCCUUUUCUUCUCUGAUCGAUCCUCCUCCAAGGCAGCUUGCUAGCUACCUAGCCAAAUCAAUCCCUUGUUUGCCACCACCCCAUCCAGCCGUCACCCUUUGUCCUCUCUCUCUCUCUCUCUCUCUCUCUCUCUCUCUCUCUCUCUCUCUCUCUCUCUCUCUCUCUCUCUCUCUCCACACGUGCCAUUUUACCCUUUUCAUUCCUCCAAAUCAUCAGCUAGCUAAUCUCGUGUGUUAAUUACAUGCUAAUCUUAAUCUAGACAAUUAUAAGGAACUCGAGCUGGUCAUGCAUGCUGGAGUGGAGAAUGGUGAGUGGAGUAAAGCUAGUGGUCGUGGAAGUUGAUCAAUUGAUCACCAGUCACCACUCUCCUUAGCUUGUUAGAGCAUCUCCAACAAUGCAAUCCUUCUUCACUUUCAAGUGUGGUCCCUACUGCCACCUAAGCAACUCUAGCAAUUACUUCACUCAUCAAUUUCAUACUAGCUACAUCAAUGUCAUUCCAAUGCAAUUGCACUUCUGGGUCCCACUUACAUUUUAAUACCACACAAAUGGUUGGGAAAAGAAGAAAGAAAAACAAAAACAAACAAAGGACCCACUUGCAAUUGCAUGUCAGAUUUUCAUGGUGUGCAAAUUUUCAUCCCUUGAAAGUGGUCUUGCAUCAAUGUCAUCCACUUUUUCAAUUGCACAUGGCUGCAACCUCAGCUUGCAAUUCCCUCCAUUUGCACCAUUGGAGAUGCUCUUAGAUUCUCGGUUAGAACAUGAAUAGAUUAUUAAUACGGAUUGAAGGCGUGAAUUGAUUGCUUUUUCUAGCGUGUGCUAUUUGUCUUCACUGUAAAAUUGUUGAUCGAAUUUAGACAAAUCCCUCUUCCAGAAGUCUCUUCGAUCAAUUUUCGGGAGCAUCAAGUUUUGUGUUUUUUGUAUUUGGGAUUUAGAGAAGAAAAACUGAAAGAAGAAUGUUGGAAAAAAAGAGUUUUCCGGAGGCAACAUGUCUUACAUUGUGAAAAUGGAAAUUCACUGUUAUUUCGUUUCAAAUAAUGAAAAUCGAAUUGCCAAAAUUCAAUUUCGAAACGGUAAUCACUCAACCAAUAAAGUAGAGUCGGAAGAGACUUUACAAGCAUACUUUACUAUCCACUUCUACCAAUGUAAUAUUUCUCAUACUUUCAGAUUAUUCCAACAUUCUAUUUCGCGACAUUCCCAAACAACCCUACUUGGUGAGAGAUUUCUCAACAAGCUAGGUUCACAACAAACGCUAGGGCUCAACAUUGCUAAGUCAAUUGGUUCUGUCGACUCGCUACAAAAAUUCAGGAUGAGCGCAGAGUGAGUAGACUCGUGAAAAUGUUACAUACAUUACCAAAUAAUAAUUGAGUUUCUACGAUGGGGUCUAGCUAGCUAGUUCGUGAAUAUAGUAUUGAAAAACAUGUUUCUCAGUCGGGUAUGGUUUUCAGACACUGGCAAAUUGAUUCUUUCAUGCAACGAACCAUGUAUUUUCUCUUUGAUGGACAUUUGGAAAGGUGGUGGUUUUUCACUUGAGCUUGUAAUUUGCUUUGCUUGACCUUGAAAUACUAGGUCUAACACACUACAACGCUACUCAUUGGUACGUACAGGAUUUGGAGAUGGACAAAAGAAAAAUCAAAAGAGGUAUGGAUGGCGAGAUUGGAAUGUCACGAGAUGCUGCCUCUUGCUGCUCACACAUAUAUAGAUUAACUUAUCUUAUCGUUAUGCACGUUGUUGUAUUAUUAUACAAAUUGAUAUGUCGUAUCACAAAAAAAAAAAAAAAAAACAUCUCUCGCUAACGCUUGCUUCAAUUGCUUUGGCUAUUUUGUUUAUAAUAAGAUAAUUUUUUGUAUGUCAAUUGUAACUUUUGAAUCUCUGUGAUUUAGAGGGGACAAAAUGAUUGAAUUGUUUUCGAUAACGAUUGAUCCAACGUCGACAUGUCGCACAUAUCUUGUUUUCACAGGUCGAUCAAAUUCAUAGAGAAAUAUGUACCUCAACAAGACCGUUCGAUUUUGUAUUACAUGACAUAUUAAGAUCGAUGUAAAAAUCGGUCAUAUUUAUUGAAGAGGCCGAUCUCUUGGCUUUUAGCUUAACCGAAUUGAAGACGACAUGCAAACACCGACAUGUUUUUGCUAUAUUGGUCGACCGGUUUUAAGUGAAGACGCUAACCAACACACAUGGUGCUUGUUCUGGUUGAUCGAUUUUGGGAAGCAAAAUGUCGAGCAAUUAACAAACCACUUUUCAGAUUGGCUAACUCAACUAAAUUCAAACCAUAGUUUGUAGAAAAACAAAUAGUCUACAAAGCUCGAUCCAUAACCCGAAGCACACAAUUAAUAAACACACUUCACAAUA
This is a messenger RNA of Linum trigynum, 5322 nucleotides long. NCBI's taxonomy places the organism in Eukaryota, Viridiplantae, Streptophyta, Magnoliopsida, Malpighiales, Linaceae. The record is from the annotation of a GenBank genome assembly.